CGCACGCGCGGGCAGGGCCGCGGGGAGUCCGGGCUGGACGGUUGCUAGGGUAACAGGGAUACAACAUGGCGGCCGAAUCCUAACGCUCUCCAUCAGGGACCACCAAGGAGGUCCUCAUUCCGGACCCUGCCUCAGAGGAGUGAAAGUCGGGGACCACCCUUUCUGCCACGUUACCCGCUGUCCGGUGUCUGCCAGGGGUUGUCGCCAGUUUCCUCAUCCAGGAUGAAGAACUAUAAAGCGAUCGGCAAAAUAGGAGAGGGGACAUUUUCCGAAGUCAUGAAGAUGCAGAGCCUGAGAGACGGAAACUACUACGCCUGUAAGCAGAUGAAGCAGCACUUUGACAGCAUUGAGCAAGUGAACAACCUGCGAGAGAUCCAAGCCCUGAAGCGCCUGAAUCCGCACCCCAACAUCCUCACCCUGCACGAGGUGGUUUUUGACAGAAAAUCUGGUUCUCUUGCACUAAUAUGUGAACUAAUGGACAUGAAUAUUUAUGAGCUAAUCCGAGGAAGAAGACACCCGUUAUCAGAGAGAAAAGUCAUGUUGUACAUGUACCAGUUGUGUAAAUCCCUCGACCACAUGCACAGAAACGGAAUAUUUCACAGAGAUGUAAAACCAGAAAAUAUAUUAAUAAAGCAGGACGUCCUGAAGCUGGGGGACUUCGGCUCCUGCCGGAGCGUCUACUCCAAGCAGCCAUACACGGAGUACAUCUCCACCCGCUGGUACCGGGCGCCCGAGUGCCUGCUCACGGAUGGCUUCUACAGCUGCAAGAUGGACCUGUGGAGCGCCGGCUGCGUGCUCUACGAGAUCACCAGCCUGCAGCCCCUCUUCCCCGGGGCCAACGAGCUGGACCAGAUCUCAAAAAUCCACGACAUCAUCGGCACGCCAGCUGAGAAGACCCUCAUCAAGUUUAAACAGUCGAGAGCUAUGAGUUUUGAUUUUCCUUUUAAAAAGGGAUCGGGAAUACCUCUAUCGACAGCCAAUCUGUCCCCGCAGUGCCUCUCCCUCCUGCACGCAAUGGUGGCCUAUGACCCCGACGAGAGAAUCACUGCCCACCAGGCGCUGCAGCACCCGUACUUCCAAGAGCAGAGGGCGGCUGAGAAGCAGGCUCUGGCCAGCCACAGGAGAACUUUCUUCCCCGAGCACUCCGCGGCCCCGGAACUCCUCAGCAAGGACUGGCGUCUCACAAGGGAGGGCAGGAAGCAGAAGCAGUCUGUGAAGCCAGAGGAAGAGCUGCCCCGGAGGCCAGGGCCCGCCUACCUGAUGGAACUCCCCAAGCUCAAGCUAGCAGGCAUGACCACGCUGUCCUACUCCAGCCCAGCGUUGCACAGCGUGUUUGGGCCCAGAGCCAACAGCAGAGUCUCAGUGCUCAGGCCCCUGAAGUUCAUGGGCGCAAACCAGAAGGCGGACCCACAGGAGGACCUGAGGCGCAGCCUGAAGCAGCACCGCCUGCCCGCGCUGGGGAGGAAGGGCGGGAGGCGCUGAGCGCGGCCCCCAGCCCCGCAGCCAGGCCUGCCCGAGAUGGACAGAGACCUCCAGGGAGGCCCGGUGCUGCCCAUGCCCGGGUCCGCAGAGAGGGCGCCCGAGGCCGCGCGCCGCAGCAGCGGCUGUACAGAGUGCCGGGUCUAAUACACAUGUCAAACCACCGCGUCCCAGGCUCUCCUUUCUUCUUCGUAAUUUAAGGAUUUGGGGCAGAGAAUAUUUUGUAGUUUUUUAUAUGAAUCAAAACUGAUUUACCUGCUAGUCCCACGUGGCCGUGCGGCUGGGCGAGCGCCUGGGGCCGCGGGGGUGAGGCCCGAGCCCUGUGUUAUUAAAGAAUAAGCUG
Molecule: messenger RNA, 1822 nt
Organism: Talpa occidentalis (Iberian mole)
Lineage: Eukaryota; Metazoa; Chordata; Mammalia; Eulipotyphla; Talpidae
Gene: MOK
Product: MOK protein kinase
Exons: 12
Coding region: 223-1482 (419 amino acids)
Biological process (GO): intracellular signal transduction; protein phosphorylation
Cellular component (GO): nucleus; cytoplasm
Molecular function (GO): ATP binding; protein serine/threonine kinase activity
Source: RefSeq, a predicted model, not a curated record